Aspergillus clavatus NRRL 1 is the source of this 240-nucleotide messenger RNA. RefSeq lists its product as uncharacterized. The record is from RefSeq and is a predicted model, not a curated record. The coding region runs from base 1 to 240 and encodes 79 amino acids. NCBI's taxonomy places the organism in Eukaryota, Fungi, Ascomycota, Eurotiomycetes, Eurotiales, Aspergillaceae. The transcript has a single exon.
AUGAAGCUCCCUCUCAAAACCCUUCUAUUCCUCGGAUUUGCCUCCGUUGCGCUGGGUGUUCAACUCCCGGCCCCAGGCGCCACCGAAGAAGAAUGUGGACGUCUGGGAAUCAUGUAUUAUGAUCCCGAGGAUCUCCCUGAAGGAGUCACUCCUGAAGAUGUCCGCCACUGCGCGGCUCAUCCUCUGAGUGCCCAGAACUACUGGGGCUGGGGCGAUUACUUGCCCAGAUGGUUUCCUUAG